AUGCGCAAUGUUAGCAAACGCUAGACUUCGUGUAGCAGUCUUGCUUUUCGAUUCUGAUUUUGUUUAGUCUGUUUUCGAUUUUGUAUUAUCAUUGUGAUUAUUGUCUACUGAUCUGUUUUGAUUCACUUAGAAUCAUAGCCAAUAUAAAAAGAGAAGAAAAAGAAGAAGACCUCAUGUAGCACGACACAGAAUCAAAAAUCGUUGCAUAUAGCAUGUUAUUCGUCGAAAGUAUUCAUGUCUGUAUCCAGGUCUGUUUUUUUUAUAGCUGAACUAGUGUACACUUGUUAUAUUUAAAUUAAAAGAAAUAUAUAUUUGAAGUGGAGAUAGAAACACAAAAAUGAGAUAGAAAAUUUUAGUGCAACCCAGUACAGGAACAGAAAACAAAUUUAUAGGCAUGACUAUAUAUCGUUCAACGUGCACCUUUUGUAAGGAGACACUGGACAGGUUCUAACUAAAAUGUUUUUUUGAAGCAAGAAAAAAUACCCAAGAUAUAUUUGUGCCAUAGAAGUUUUAAUUUUCACCAAAAAUAUUGCAACAAUGGGAAAAACAUCAAAAGAUAAGCGGGAUAUAUAUUAUAGAAAAGCGAAGGAAGAGGGAUGGCGAGCCCGAAGUGCUUUCAAAUUACUUCAAAUUGACUCGGAGUGUCACAUUUUUGAUGGAGUAUCCAAAGCGGUAGAUUUAUGUGCUGCUCCUGGAAGUUGGAGCCAAGUAUUAGCACGGAAGCUAAACGAAAAUUACAAGGAGGCUUUAAAAAAAGGUCCUGCAUCUCCUCCGAAAAUUGUUGCAGUUGACUUGCAAGCAAUGGCACCUUUGGAAGGAGUUAUCCAAUUACAGGGUGACAUUACCAACACAAGCACAGCAGAGCAGAUUAUUGCACACUUUGAUAAUACUCGAGCAGACUUGGUGGUAUGUGAUGGAGCACCUGAUGUGACUGGCCUACAUGAUAUGGAUAUAUUCAUUCAGUCACAGCUGCUACUGGCUGCUUUGAACAUAGCUACACAUAUUCUCAGAUCUGGUGGAACGUUUGUCGCAAAAAUCUUUCGCGCCAAAGACGUGACACUUCUGUACGCUCAAUUGAGGAUAUUUUUCCCUUACGUCUACUGCACGAAACCUAGCAGCUCUCGCAACUCAAGUAUAGAAGCAUUUGUGGUCUGUAAGGACUAUAGUCCGCCAGAAGGCUACAAGCCGAACAUGUUAAAUCCUUGGUUGACAGACGAACCAUGCAACUUCAACCAACUGACAGGAGUGAAUAGGGUCAUUGUUCCAUUCAUUGUGUGUGGAGAUCUCAGUCAGCCCGAUUCUGACAUGAGCUAUCCAUUAAAUUACGAAGGCAAGGAAUACAAAUAUCAUGAACCGGUGCAAGCUCCCAUUGCACCACCUUAUGAAGAAGCAUUGUUAAAAAAUAGGAAAAAGGCUGAGGAAAAUGCUUCCGCUUCCAAUUAUACCGAUUUCAGCGAGAUCGACAUUGAAAUGGCGAUUGAAAAUGAAAGUGAAUCGUCGAUAUCUAAAAUUAAACAAUCAUUAGUCAUUCCUGUGUGUAAUGAUUCCGACAAUAAGCCGAGCACAGUUACAAAAACCACGCAGAAUGAUGAUGACGAAAUAGUCGUUGAUGCAUUACAAAAUUUAUAUCAGCUUGACAUUUCCGAUUGUAACAUCGACUUUAACAAGACCAACGCCAAUGUGACGAUCGAACAUGAAAGCGAAUCAUUAUCAUCCGAAAUCCAACGAGUAUUUAUUGUUCCUAGGGAUGAUGAUUCUGAUAAUGAACCGAGUACAAGCGCGAAAAUCGCGUACAAUGAGAGUAAGAGUAACGAGAAAAGAGAUUAAUGCAAAAUUUAAAUCAAGUUAAUAUAUUUAACUUAUUUAAUUACUUAAGGCAGAAGAAAAU
Pogonomyrmex barbatus (red harvester ant) is the source of this 1888-nucleotide messenger RNA. It is a transcript of the gene Trm7-32, whose product is annotated as tRNA methyltransferase 7-32. The record is from RefSeq and is a predicted model, not a curated record. NCBI's taxonomy places the organism in Eukaryota, Metazoa, Arthropoda, Insecta, Hymenoptera, Formicidae. Gene Ontology annotation, molecular function: tRNA methyltransferase activity. Gene Ontology annotation, cellular component: cytoplasm. Gene Ontology annotation, biological process: cytoplasmic translation; tRNA methylation.